AUGGCUCUGACUGUGUGUGUGAGGCGCCUAACAGGGCUACCAGGGACCCAUGACCGACAAGUGACGCUCUGCUUUCGUGGCUUUACCCAGAAGACAAGAAAAAUUCACUGUGGCAGAGAAGCAGAUGUUGGUGAGUUGUUUCAGUGGCCCCACUAUGGGUCUCCACUGGCUGGGGAGAGUCUGUCUGUGCAGGUGGUCAACUGUAGCCGUGUGUUCAGCCCCAGGCCUCUGGGGACCCUGGUGAUAUCCCUGCAGCAGGUACAGAAUGCUGGGCACUUGGUGCUCCAGGAGGCUCUAGUGGAUGAGAAACUGCGAGUGUCCUCGAUCCAGGUGGAGCUUGACCUAAAGUAUCAGCCCCCUGAGGGAGCUGCAGGAACCUGGGCAGAGGAGGACUUUGGCACACCCAUUCGAGACAGCUUGGAGUUGAUCAUCCCCAAUGUGGGCUUCCAGGAACUGAAGCCUGAAGAGGCCCGGCUAGAGCGGCGGGCAGUGUCUCUGGGGCACAGGCUAGCUCGAAGUCUAGGAACACAGGAUGAUGAAGAGAAUGAGCUGGGCCUGGAGCUGGACCUGGACCUGGAGGAUGAGCCUGAUGUGGAGCUUUCUGGGGUUGUGUUCAGCCCCCUCAAGAGCCGUGUCCCAGGCCCAGCCCGCAAGGAUCCCUUCCAGGUGUCCAGAACCCAGGACUUCCAGGUGGGGAUCACAGUGCUUGAGGCCCAGAAACUGGUGGGAGUCAACAUUAACCCCUAUGUGGCCGUGCGUGUUGGGGAUCAGUACCGAGUGACUGCCACCCAGCGUGGAACCAACUGUCCUUUCUACAAUGAGUACUUUUUGUUCGAAUUUCAUGAGAGCCGGCUUGCCCUUCAAGACUUGCUGUUGGAGAUCACGGCUUUUCAUUCGCAGACCCUCCCAUUUAUGGCCACCAGGAUAGGCACCUUCAGGAUGGACCUGGGCAUUGCUCUGGACCAGCCAGAUGGCCACUUCCACCAAAAAUGGGCUCCUCUGCAUGAUCCUCGGGACACCCGCGCUGGGACCAAGGGCUUCGUCAAGGUCACCUUGUCCGUGAGGGUGCGCGGGGACCUUCCCCUUCCACUGCCACCGCCAGGCCCAGGAACCACUUCGGACAUCGAGAAGAACCUGCUCCUGCCCCGUGGGGUGCCGGCUGAGAGGCCGUGGGCGCGGCUGCGCGUGCGCGUGUACCGUGCAGAGGGGCUUCCAUCACUGCGCCCCGGGCUGCUGGGCAGCCUGGCCCGUGCCCUGCACGACCAGCAUGUCCUCCUGGACCCUUAUGUGCACGUGAGCUUUCUGGGGCAACAGGGUGAGACGUCAGUGUGUGGCAAGACGGCAGUACCUGAGUGGAAUGAGCAGCUGAGCUUCGUGGAGCUCUUCCCACCGCUGACGCGUGGCCUUCGUCUGCAGCUGCGGGACAACGCGCCCCUCCUGGACGCCGUGGUCGCCACACACGUGCUGGACCUGAGGCAGAUCUCGAACCCAGGGCGUGCAGCCGGGUUUAACCCCACUUUCGGUCCGGUCUGGGUGCCCCUGUAUGGCUCGUUCCCCAGCGGGGGGCUCCGCGAUGGUCUUCAAAGUCUCAACGAAGGCCUUGGGCAAGGCGUUUGGUUCCGGGGCCGACUUCUGGUAGCUGUGUCUAUGGAGGUGUUUGAAGGCAGAGCCGAACCUAAAUCCUCCCAGGCCCCACAGGGAUCCAGACUGUCCCAACUUACCGGAAAAAAGAAGAAGAAAGCCAGGCAGAGUCAGACCCCAGUAGGGAUUCUGCAGCACAUGGAUGCCAGCUCCAGUGGGGAUGGGCCUGAGAUUCCUAGUGCAAUGGAGGUGGAGGUGGAGGAGUUGCUGCCCCUGCCAGAGAAUGCCUUGGCACCCUGUGAAGAUUUCCUGCUUUUUGGGGUGCUCUUUGAGGCCACCAUGAUUGACCCCUCAUUGGCCAAGCAGCCCAUCAGAUUUGAGAUUUCCAUUGGUUGUGCAGGCCGCCGGGAGGAGCAGUUGGGCCGAGGGUCAAGGGCUGUUGAGGGAACCGAGGGCAACAUGUUGGAGGCACAGCCUCUCUUGGAUUCUGAGGACAGGGGGUCAGGGCUGGAGGAGGAAGAAGAUCUGGGAACCCCUGCUCAGUGGCCUGAACCCAUGGAUGGCAGUGGGCCAUACCUCUGUUUGCCUCUUCGUCACCGAAAGCCCUGCCUACAUGUGUGGAGCUGCUGGGAGGACUACACAUGGCGCCUACAUAGUAGUAACUGUGUGCGGAAAGUAGCUGAGAGGCUGGACCAGGGGCUGCAGGAGGUUGAGAAGAUGCAACGCAGGUCGAGACUGGGUGCCUGUACACGGCUCAAGCAGGCUCUGGAGGAGCUGGUAGCUGGGAGCAGGCAGUUCUGUCGUGGUGCUGAGCGCAGAACAAUGACCCGGCCCAACACCCUGGAUCGAUGCCGAGGGAAACUACUGCUGCACAGCCUGACUCUCAUGGCCAAACAAGGACUGCGACUUUUACGGGGCUUGAGGCAGAGCAACAUGCAAAGGAAGGUGGCGUUGGCCAAGAAGCUCCUGGCAAAGCUGAAUGUCCUGGCUCAGGAGCCACAGCCACCCCUCCCUGAUGUGUUGGUCUGGAUGCUCAGUGGCCAGCGCCGUGUUGCCUAUGCCCGGAUACCUGCCCAGGACGUGCUGUUCUCUGUGGUUGAGGAGGAGCGAGGCCGGGACUGUGGCAAACUCCAGAGUUUGCUGCUCACAGCACCUGGGGCAGCCCUUAGGGAGGUCUGUGCCAAGCUGGAGCUCUUCCUAUGGCUGGGGCUCAGCAAGCAAGCCAAGGCCUGCACCUCUGAGCUGCCCCCAGACCUGCUGCCUGAACCCUUGACUGGGCUGCCCCACAGCCUAUACCGGGAUGACUUUAGCUACUUCCAGCUACGGGCACACCUGUACCAGGCCCGAGGUGUGUUGGGAGCAGAUGACAGUGGCCUCUCAGAUCCCUUUGCACGUGUGCUCAUCUCUACCCAGUGCCAGACCACACGGGUCCUGAAGCAGACACUGAGUCCCCUGUGGGAUGAACUCUUGGUAUUUGACCAGCUGAUAGUGGAUGGGAGACGGGAGCACUUGCAGGAGGAGCCUCCUCUAGUGGUCAUCAAUGUCUUUGACCAUAAUAAAUUUGGCCCCCCUGUGUUCCUGGGCAGAGCACUUGCUGCCCCAAGGGUAAAGUUGACAGAGGACCCAUACCAACGUCCCGAGUUGCAGUUCUUCCCCCUGAGGAAAGGACUCCAGGCUGCUGGAGAACUCAUUGCCACCUUUGAACUCAUUGAACUGGACUACAGUGGCCACCUUGAGCCCUCUGUGCCCAGUGAUGUGGAGCCUCAGGAUUUGGCAUCCCUGGUGGAGUCCCUCUCUGGACACCUGUCUCUGCCUCCAAAUGUGCGCCCUGUGCUCAGGGAGUUCCGUGUUGAGGUGUUGUUCUGGGGUCUAAGAGGUCUGGGCCGUGUACACUUGUUUGAGGUGGAACAGCCCCAGGUUGUGCUGGAAGUGGCCGGGAGACGUGUGGAGUCUGAGGCUCUGGCCAGCUAUCGUAAGAACCCCAACUUCAAUGAGCUCAUCCAGCAUCUGACAGUGGACUUGCCAGAGCAGCCAUACCUGCAGCCCCCGCUCAGCAUCCUGGUGAUUGAGCGCCGGGCCUUUGGCCGAACUGUUCUUGUGGGUUCCCAUAUUGUCCCCCACAUGCUACGAUUCACACUCCACAAUCAUGAAGCUCCCCCUGAGGAGGAGGGAGUAGAAGAGGAGACAAGAGACCUGGUGUCCUCGAGGCUUCAAGGAGAAAAGUCCUUGGAUUCCUUCCCAGUUGAAGCAGGAAUAUCUAGCAGGUUCUUGAAGGCCCCUCUAAAGAAGCUCAACCUAGGAGGACUCUUGCAUCAAGGCCCUGAGCUGGAGGCGGACAUUCCAGACCCAGAAGAGAUGGACUGGUGGUCCAAGUACUACGCCUCAUUGCAGGAGCUCCAUGGGCAGUCUACCUUUGAUGAGGAGGAGAUGGAUGAUGCGGGGGAUUCAGAUGGGACUCAUCUCGUUUCUGUGGACAGGGAGGCCCAGGACCAGGGAGAGGCUGAUAACAAAGUCUCUUUGCCUCGGAAAAAAGCAAUCACCACCCUAAAGAUCUACAACAGUUCCCUGGAGGAUGAGUUUAACCACUUUGAAGACUGGCUGAAUGUCUUCCCUCUGUACAGAGGCCAAGGGGGCCAGGAUGGAGAUGGAGAGGAAGAAGGGUCUGGAAACUUUGUGGGAGAGUUCAAGGGCUCCUUCCUCAUUUACCCCGAGUCAGAGGCUGUCUCUUUCUCGGAGCCCCAGAUCUCCAGGGGGAUCCCCCAGAAUCGGCCCAUCAAGCUUCUGGUCAGAGUGUACAUUGUAAAGGCUACCAACCUGGCUCCCGCGGACCCCAAUGGCAAGGCAGACCCCUAUGUGGUGGUGAACACUGGCAAAGAGCAGCAGGACACCAAGGAGCGCUACAUCCCUAAGCAGCUCAACCCCAUCUUUGGAGAGGUCCUGGAGCUGAGCAUCUCUCUCCCAGCUGAGCCAGAGCUGACUGUGGCCAUAUUCGAUCAUGACCUUGUGGGUUCUGAUGACCUCAUUGGGGAGACCCACAUUGAUCUGGAAAACAGGUUCUAUAGCCAUCACAGAGCCAAUUGUGGGCUGGCCUCCCAGUAUGAUGUAGAUGGGUAUAAUGCAUGGCGGGAUGCAUUCCGGCCUUCACAGAUCCUGGCUGGGCUCUGUCAACGCUGUGGCCUCCCAACCCCUGAGUACCGAGCCGGGGCUGUGAAAGUGGGCAGCAAAGUCUUUCUGACACCAUCUGAGACCCUGCCCCCAGAUGGUGGGGGUCCCAAGGUGGCAGGUGAGGUGUCUGAGGAGGAUCAAGCAUUGUUUGUGCUGAGACAUUGGCAGGAGAUGCCAGGACUUGGGAUCCAGCUGGUACCUGAACAUGUAGAAACACGGCCCCUCUACCAUCCCCGUAGCCCAGGGCUGCUGCAGGGAUCCCUUCAUAUGUGGAUUGACAUCUUCCCUAGUGAUGUGCCUGCUCCACCCCCAGUUGACAUCAAGCCUCGGCAACCAAUCAGUUAUGAGCUCAGAGUUGUCAUCUGGAAUACAGAAGAUGUGGUUCUGGAUGAUGUGAAUCCAAUCACUGGAGAGAUGUCAAGUGACAUCUAUGUGAAAAGCUGGGUCAAGGGGCUGGAGCAUGACAAACAAGAGACAGAUGUCCACUUCAACUCCCUGACUGGGGAGGGUAACUUCAACUGGCGCUUUGUGUUCCGCUUUGACUACCUGCCCACUGAGCGUGAGGUUAGCAUCCGGAGACGACCAGGACUCUUCACCUUGGAGGAGGCUGAGUUCCGGCAGCCUGCUGUGCUGGUCCUGCAGGUCUGGGACUAUGACCGAAUCUCUGCCAACGACUUCCUUGGAUCCUUGGAGUUGCAACUACCUGACAUGGUGAGGGGGGCCCGGAGCCCUGAGUACUGCUCUGUUCGACUAGCCCUCGACGGGGCCGGACCGAGGUGCAAUCUGUUUCGCUGUCGCCGCUUGCGGGGCUGGUGGCCAGUAGUGAAACUCAGGGAAGUGGAAGAUGUGGAACGGGAGGCCCGGGAGACUCAGGCUAGCAAGAAGCGGAGGAAGAAGAGGAGGAAGGGGCGGCCGGAGGACCUGGAGUUCACAGACGGUGGCGGCAACGUGUACAUCCUCACGGGGAAGGUGGAAGCAGAAUUUGAACUGCUGACUGUAGAGGAGGCAGAGAAACGGCCUGCGGGGAAGGGGCGCAAGGAGCCGGAGCCUCUGGAGAAGCCCAACCGCCCCAAAACAUCCUUCAACUGGUUCGUGAAUCCCCUGAAGACUUUUGUCUUCUUCAUCUGGCGCCGAUACUGGCGCAUCCUGGUGCUGCUGCUGCUGCUGGCGCUCAUCACUGUCUUCCUCCUGCUGGUCUUCUACACCAUCCCGGGGCAGAUCAGUGAGGUCAUCUUCAGUCCUCUCCGCAAACACUAACUCCAGCUGACCAGGGGCACACCCCAGGGGCCAACCAUUGAGCCCUGCCCCUGUAGUCCUGCUUUCCAAUGUGAACUGGAAGAGCUCAGUAUUCCCGUUCAAUAAACGUUAUCA
Nannospalax galili (Upper Galilee mountains blind mole rat) is the source of this 6117-nucleotide messenger RNA. Its product is annotated as fer-1-like protein 4. The coding region runs from base 1 to 6003 and encodes 2000 amino acids. NCBI's taxonomy places the organism in Eukaryota, Metazoa, Chordata, Mammalia, Rodentia, Spalacidae. Gene Ontology annotation, cellular component: membrane. The transcript is spliced from 45 exons. The record is from RefSeq and is a predicted model, not a curated record. Gene Ontology annotation, biological process: plasma membrane organization.